Messenger RNA from Tuber aestivum (summer truffle), 4520 nucleotides. The record is from the annotation of a GenBank genome assembly. NCBI's taxonomy places the organism in Eukaryota, Fungi, Ascomycota, Pezizomycetes, Pezizales, Tuberaceae.
AUGCAGAACGACGAGGUCUACCAGGCCACUACGGCAAUCUUGAGGUCUCUCACGAAGGGUGACUACCAGAGCCCCGGUGAUGAUCCCAGAAUCUGCUUACCUGGGAACGACACCUUUGAGAAGCGAACCCUAGAACGAGAACUACUUUCCUUUGUCCAUCGAUUCCGUCAUUUAGAGGCAAAGGCUGCUACUGCCAGUCGGAAUUUUCCAGAUACACCAAAUGAGAAUGGUGCUCCAUCGUCCCCCUUUGGUCUCGGUGCCACGGGCCGUAAUCUUUCUCCCAUCCCCAUCAAUGGUGCCUUGACCGGCGGCCAAAGGAAUGGCGGUAGCCCAGCAAGCGAUACCAGUGAUCAGUCUAGUCAACUCGAAGUUCUUCAUCAACAUGUGAAAUCUCAAGAGCAGGAGAUUCAGGAAAACCGGAAGAUAAUGAGGAAUUUAAUGGAGGAGGCACAGAAAGCCAAACAAGCUCCACAAUUACCAAUAGACGAAGCCUCUAAAGUAGAACGACUCCAGAGGGAGCUCAAGAAGUCACAGCAGGCUAAUGAGGCUUUCUCGAAAGCUCUCCGUGAGAUUGGGGAGAUUGUAACGGCCGGUACGUUUUCACUCAUCACUCUGAAAUGGAUUCUGUGUGAUUGCUUGGAGACAAUCACUGACUUUUAGACGAACGAACCGACGAUAGUGGCUAAGGGGGAUUUGAAUAAGAAGGUCACCGUUCAUGCUAUAGAGAUGGACCCCGAAAUCACUACGUUCAAAAAUACCAUUAACACGAUGACGGAUCAACUGCAAACAUUUGCCAGCGAAGUGUCUAGGGUUGCCCGGGAAGUGGGAACUGAAGGGCGGCUCGGUGGGCAAGCCAAGAUCGCGGGAGUCGAGGGAACUUGGAUGGAAUUGACCAACAACGGUAUUUACACAACAUUUACACGUUUUACGUCCUUGCCUCAUUUCUUCUGCGUUGUCCCGGAACGAGGGGCCAGCGCGGGAUGGAAUAUAAAACUAUUGGUUGCUGACGUGCGCUAUGAUUAGUUAACGUCAUGGCUUCCAAUCUCACCAACCAAGUGCGAGAAAUUGCGGACGUUACCACUGCCGUAGCCAAUGGUGAUCUCUCCCGAAAGAUCCAUGUGCACGCACAAGGGGAGAUCUUAGAACUCCAGCAGACUAUCAACUCUAUGGUUGACCAACUUCGUACUUUUGCGUUUGAAGUCACUCGGGUGUCUCGGGAAGUCGGAAUCGAUGGUAUCCUCGGUGGCCAAGCUGAAAUACGCGAGGUGAUUUCCCCUUCAUCGCACACCAUUACGGAAUCAGUCCUAAUGAUAUGUUUGCGAUGUUCAGGUCAAAGGAACAUGGCGAGAGCUCACGGACAACGUCAACGCUAUGGCUGCCAAUCUCACGGAUCAAGUCAGAAACAUAGCUGCUGUUACCACUGCCGUCGCUGAAGGAGAUCUAACCAAGAAAGUGAGCGCAUUAUGCAAGGGAGAAAUCCUACAGCUCAAGGAGACUAUCAAUAAGAUGGUCGACCGUCUUCAAAACUUCGCUACUGAGGUCACAAAGGUUGCUCGAGAAGUCGGAACAGAAGGCAAGCUUGGUGGACAGGCUCGUGUUGAGGAUGUCGAGGGCACAUGGAAGUCUCUUACCGAGAAUGUCAAUAGUAUGGCUCGUAAUCUUACCACCCAAGUGCGGAGUAUCGCCUCUGUUACCACUGCCGUGGCGGAAGGAAACUUGUCGCGGAAGAUCGAUGUGCAUGCUCAAGGGGAAAUUUUACAGCUUAAAGACACUAUCAACAAGAUGGUCGAGCGUUUGCAGAACUUUGCUACCGAGGUCACCAAGGUUGCUCGAGAGGUCGGAACCGAUGGUAUCCUGGGAGGGCAAGCAAGGGUACGGAUCUCUCCUAGGUAGCCCCCUGUGAUGAGUGGUUUGUUAACGACAUCCCAUGAUGCAGGUUCAGGAUGUUGAAGGAACAUGGAAGGAUCUCACCGAUAAUGUCAACAUCAUGGCCAACAAUCUCACGACACAAGUGCGAAGUAUCGCCGAUGUAACCACCGCCGUGGCUCAGGGCGAUUUGAGUCGAAAGAUCACCGUGCACGCUCAGGGAGAAGUGUUGGCCUUGAAGUCGACUAUUAAUAAGAUGGUGGAUCGAUUGGAAGUCUUCUCGCGAGAGGUCAAGCGGGUAGCAAGGGAUGUGGGGAUUGAUGGUAAAUUGGGUGUGCAGGCCGAAGUGAACGAUGUCGAUGGCUUAUGGAAGGAAAUCACCAGCAAUGUUAAUACUAUGGCCCAGAAUCUUACCACCCAAGUCAGAGCCUUCGGAUCCAUCACUGCCGCCGCGGCAGAUGGGGAUUUUAACCGCUUCAUCACUGUUGAGGCUUCCGGGGAAAUGGAUGCUCUCAAGACCAAGAUUAACCAGAUGGUGUUCAAUCUUAGGGAUAGCAUCCAGAAGAAUACCGCUGCCCGGGAAACUGCGGAAUUGGCGAACAGAACUAAGUCCGAAUUUUUAGCUAACAUGUCGCACGAAAUCAGAACACCAAUGAAUGGUAUUAUCGGAAUGGUAUGGCUAAUUUCCCCGAUGGAAAGCGCUGGUCAAGAAGUAGAAACUAACAUUUAUCCAGACGCAACUAACUCUUGACACCGAUUUAACCCAAUAUCAGCGAGAGAUGCUAAACAUAGUCCACAACCUUGCCAACAGUUUAUUAACUAUUAUUGACGACAUCCUCGAUAUUUCAAAGAGUAUACCCUCGAACCCCCCAUGGCGCUAUUCAUUUGUUUCUUUAUUAAUACCCUUUUAGUUGAGGCAAACCGUAUGGUCAUGGAAGAGAUUCCAUUCUCGUUGCGUGGGACUGUUUUUAAUGCCUUGAAGACCUUAGCCGUCAAGGCAAAUGAAAGGUUUUUGGAUCUCGUGUACUGCGUCGAUAAUGUCGUCCCAGAUCACGUUGUCGGCGAUUCUUUCCGUUUAAGACAAGUAAUCUUGAACCUUGUCGGAAAUGCCAUCAAGUUUACGGAGAGCGGGGAGGUCAAAUUAACCAUCCGGCAACACGACCAGUCGCGGUGCUCGGAUAAGGAAUAUUGCUUCGAAUUCUCGGUUUCGGAUACCGGUAUCGGAAUUCAGUCGGACAAGCUGGAUUUGAUCUUUGACACCUUCUGUCAAGCGGAUGGAUCGACAACCAGAAAGUUCGGUGGUACUGGUCUUGGAUUGUCCAUCUCGAAGAAAUUGGUCAACCUCAUGGGCGGCGAUGUUUGGGUCAAGAGCGAAUACGGCCAAGGAAGUACCUUUUACUUUACCUGCACGGUCCGGCUCGCUACCACGGAUCUCGGCUUGAUUGUGCCACAACUCAAACCUUACAGAGGACACCAUGUUCUAUUUAUUGACAAAAACCGGGAGAACGCCGAUAUCCCCGAAAUGCUGAGAAUGCUCGACUUAGUGCCUAUUGUAGUUCACACAGCCGAGGAAGCGCCACUACCGGAUCCAAUAACCAAUGGACGGAAGGGGGUUAUGUACGACGUCAUACUGGUUGAUUCUAUGGAUACUGCCCUGAAACUGCGUACAUUGGACGAGUUCAAGUAUAUACCAUUAGUCCUCUUAUGCCCAGUAAUCAAGGUUUCCCUGAAAUCUACUCUUGAUCUGGGCAUCACAUCUUAUAUGACUACCCCCUGCUUGCCAAUUGAUCUCGGUAAUGGCAUGAUCCCAGCAUUGGAAGGAAGGGCAGCUCCGUCGGUUUCCGAAAACUCGCGGUCGUUCAACUUGCUCUUGGCGGAAGACAACAUUGUCAACCAGAAAUUAGCUGUCAAGAUUCUCGAGAAGUAUCACCAUACAGUUGAGGUGGUGGAGAAUGGCCUCCAAGCCCUGGAUGCAGUCAAGAACAAGCGGUAUGACGUUAUUCUCAUGGACGUCCAGAUGCCAGUAAUGGUGAGACUUUUAUCCCUCCGUAUUUGUGCCCUUGAAAGAUCUCACAGUUCCCUAGGGUGGCUUCGAGGCCACUGCAAAGAUCCGGGAAUACGAGAAGGAUGCCGGGUUGCCACGGACACCCAUUGUUGCCCUAACGGCUCAUGCUAUGUUGGGUGACAGAGAAAAGUGCAUCCAAGCACAGAUGGAUGAGUACUUGUCGAAACCAUUGAAGCAGAAUACACUCAUCCAGGUUAUUCUCAAGGUGAUUCUAGAAUGCCAUCCCACUUACAUACAACAACUAAUAGUCAUCCAGUGUGCCACCCUUGGGGGGCCGCUUCUUGAGAGAGGAAGUGGAAUAUUGUGCUCGAUCCCCGACGAUAGCGAGCGAAUCAGUCGAGUUAUCAAUGGUGCAACAACGCAGAUAAGGCCUAGACCCAUGCUUGAGCCACGGACCGCAACGGCAAAUUCACCGAUUCCGGGUGCGAGCACCUCAAGUCCGCCCCUAGAGCAUGCGGAUACGGAUCCCAUUGAGCGGGUGAGCCAAGAUGUAAUCCUUAUCGUUGUGGAGGAUGAAAGCAAGAUUUUGGGACGAAUCUCUGCAGUACUAACACCCUUGCGUUUUGAUAGUCUUUGUUCCGGUCCCUAA